UGACGUUGCGUCCCAUCUCGCUUGCGCACAGUGUGCAACAGCAGUCCCACAAAGGUUUAUGAAGUCUGUGGAUCUAUGGAUCUUUCUCUUUUUAGUCAACGCUCUCGCUCUGGAUAAUUUUGUGAAUAUAGUUUGCACCGAGUGUUUUGUAACAGUGUUUUAGAAGAUAUCUACAUCUGUGACGAUCCUUAUGAGUGAUAAAUGUAUUCAAUCUGCGCCGCAAUCAUGGACUGCAACGCAUUAACCGUUAGUGAGCUGUGCGGGCCGACAUCGCAAGCGCUGGCCUCCCUCAGGUUUCGAUGACCAUAAGCGUCAGCGGGAACCAUGAUCGCUAAUCUGCCGCUUCUCUUUGCCAACGGCAACCCGACGGCGCUGAACAUUAUAAAUGCCGCGCAGCUGGAGAAGUUCAUAACAUUCAUGGUGACCUGUUCCUGGGGUCAUGAUACCGCGAAAGAUAUUCGUCAGCCGCCGUGGUGGCCCAAAGACGUAUUAUUCUCGCACCCGUUCGUCAGGCCCUGCGUGGUGCCUAAGGAUUGGGAGGGGAGACUAAAGAACUUAGUGAAGAAAUGCUACGAGUACCACAAGAGCGCGUUUCUGCUGGUGUUCUCAGCUCAGCUUGCCCGGUACCCGGCGAACAGACUCAGGUAUGUGGACAACAGAGAUCACACCACAUCACUGUACUACAGGCCCAAUGGCAGACUCUUGGUGACAUUCAGGAAUGAAAACAUGCACUAUGAUAAAAAUAAUCCCAAGACUGUAGAUGACUCUCAUCUGAAAUCUACUGAUAUUUACCUAUGUGACAAUUGUGACAGUCACUUUGAUAAUCUGGAUAUCCUGAAGGCACAUGAGAGGCUAUGUAAUAACGAGAAUGUACCAACAAGCACUUGCAAUGGGGGUUUGCCUGAGUUUUUGACUGCUCUAAAGCUGCAACCUCUUGGGCAGAAAUAUGAAGAAUCUAGUAAUACUGUACAUAAUACUAUUAAUGACUCCAAACCGAAGAAUAACAGAAAUGCAUCAAAUGUUGAACGAGGUCCUCCAUAUCCAUUCUCCUCGCUGGCUUACAUGAAGAAUAAUAAAACAAAUGCUCAAAGAGAUGUGACCUACUCUAGAGAGAGAAUAGAAAGGUACUGCUGCACUUCCACUCCUUUUAGUAAACAAUAUAAUGUGAAAGGCAAAAAUCAACAAUUUCCAGUGCGGUACAGGCGGCCCAUUGACUACUGGCACAGGAAACAUAUCUUCCCAGAUCAGAGACACAAAAGAGUACUCGACUUAAAGGCUCAGCUAUUACUACUGAAGUGCAAGCCCGUAUCAGUUCAUAUAGACCGGAUGUCUCUUGAGAGCAUACAAGAAUACCUGGACAAAUUAAGAAAAGAAGCUGAACGCAAGCAGGAGUGCAUGGAAGACAAGGAUAUAGUAUUUGUUGAUGGACUAGAUUGUGACCAACCAGUGGACGCUGAGAUGAAACUGUUGGAUCCAUUAAAGCGUUUGGACGUUGAGUGUGAAGUGAUAGACUUGUGUUCGGAUGACGAGACUCCUAGUGUGAACGAGAACUGCGACCCGCGCGCGGGCGUGGCGUGCGUGAUGCGCGGCGGCGCGGUGCUGCGGCGGACGGCGGCCACGCCGCAGGCGCUGCCCGCCGAGCCCUGCGGCGCGCGCCAGCGCCCGCUGCCUGCGUUGCCCGCGUUGCCCGCCGCGCUGCUGCAGCCGCACCCCGUCAUUCUCAUUGCACAUACUCACAACAAUUUACAGACUAUCGAUAUAUCUCUAGAUUGAAUUCCUGUUAUAAUUUAUCAUUAGGUACAUUGCUAGUUAUUAUUUAUUACUCCUUCAUGAUUAAAACUUUAAUGUCAACAGAAAGUUUCAUUUCAUGUCCAUUAAAGAUUUUUAACGACAUCCCUGGCCGCCAUUUUGUCGAGGGUUGUUUCUUCAAAAUGGCCGAUAAGAAUGUUCUAGUUAUUUAUUACAUUUAGUAAACAAAUAAUAAUUUAUAUCGCUAGUUUAUAAAUUGUGGUAUAACUAAAAAAAAAUGGUGUUGCGCUUGCGCAUUGCGCGCGUGGUACUGAUACCGACACUUUUCUAUAACUUCAAUUGGCCGUAACAACAUGGCGUUGAUUUGCAGUCAAGUGAUAUUCAUAUAUUUGAUGCAUUCUACAAUUAAUUUUGUUGUUUUGUAAUUAUUGGAGGCCGAUGUACAUAGUUUAAAAUAUGGGACCUUCCAUGACGCGUUAAUAUGAAUAUUAUCUCAGUUGACGAUUUCCUCGUUAUGAGUGUGGCAUAUAUUUAGCUACUCACGUUGCAUUUAUUCUGAGCAAAAUGUCACAUGAGAAUGGUUAUUCGUCUCUCCGAAUAACCAUUCUUUUUGUCGGUGCUCUUACCGACAAAAAGGCUGUAGUAUUCAUUUUGAUCGAAAUAUUAUGUAAAGAUAUAGUUUGCAUUGCUUAUUUUUCAUAGGAUGACUUCAAUGAAGUUUGUUAAUAUGUGAAUAACGUUUGUUUUAAUAGAUUGUAAAGUCGUUCUAAAUUUAUAACAACUGCACUUCAAAAAAAAAUCAUGUAAACACUCGUAAAGUCCCGUUUUCAAAAUCUGAAUUUUAAAAAUAGAAAUCAUGACUACCGUCAAUUGCUGUCAUAUUUAAAUAUUAACCGACGAUGCAAUAUGUAGUCGGAAGUGUCUCCAAGGAAUAAGACUCUUAAAUUGUUCGUCGAUAAAUUACUAAUUACUUACGUAGCCAGAGCUCAUCUACUUUACAUGAACGUAAAAUGUGUCGCAACGCCAUCCAUUGUAUUCUGGAGCUACAGCCGUGAUAACGAGAGUAUUUUUCUUUACCUUUUGUAAUUUGGAGUGGAGCUGAUAACUACUUUUAUUGAGUAUACUUUAUUUUUGUACUGUGA
This is a messenger RNA of Trichoplusia ni (cabbage looper), 2891 nucleotides long. RefSeq lists its product as uncharacterized. NCBI's taxonomy places the organism in Eukaryota, Metazoa, Arthropoda, Insecta, Lepidoptera, Noctuidae. The transcript has a single exon. The record is from RefSeq and is a predicted model, not a curated record. The coding region runs from base 325 to 1773 and encodes 482 amino acids.